GAUCUGACAGCAAGAAAACACAGCAAGUGUGGAGACUUUAACACACACCAAACCUCACUCCGUCAGUCAGUCAUUAGAGAGACAGGAUGGAGCUCAGUCCACUCCCUGUGAUGCUCUUGUUGGUUUCACUUACACCAGUGGCCCAUGCUCAAGGGAGUCCUAAAGCUGUGAUAUCUGUAAAGCCUGAUACACACGUGUUCAUUGGAGAGACUGUUACUCUCAGAUGUGACGUACGAAGAGGAGGAAGCACUCAGUGGCCAUACAGCUGGUUUCAAGAUAAUAGAAGACUCUAUGAAUAUGGAGGCAAUUCAGCCAUCACAGCGCAGGAAAUCAUUAUCCAUGCUGAUAAAAACUCUGACAGUGGUUACUACACCUGCAGGGGACAGUAUUCAGAGAUCAGUGUUGCUGUUGCACUGACUGUAUCAGCAAAACCCAAACCGACUGUGAGAGUGAAUCCUCAGAGCUCCGUCUACACUGGAGACACCAUCACUCUGAGCUGUGAGCUGCAGCAGUCGACUGGAUGGGAGUUUCUCUUCUACAAAAAUUAUCAGCACUUACAGCCUUUGAGCAGUGAAACUGUAUCCACCAACACACAACAUGUGACAGUCGAUAACGCAGGAGAAGCAGAGUAUCAGUGUAUAGCACGCAGGUAUAACGUGGGUGCAGGCACAUACUACUACACAAAGUACAGUGAUCCAGUCAGGAUUACAGCAGCAAAACCCAAACCGACUGUGAGAGUGAAUCCUCAGAGCUCCGUCUACACUGGAGACACCAUCACUCUGAGCUGUGAGCUGCAGCAGUCGACUGGAUGGGAGUUUCUCUGGUACAAAAAUUAUCAGCAGUUACAGCUUCUGAAGAGUGAACAAGCACACACACAAGUGACAGCCGAUAAUGCAGGAGAAACAGUGUACCAGUGUCGCGCACGCUGGAGAAACUACAACUACUACUACACAGAGCUCAGUGAUCCUGUCAAGAUUACAGUGAGAGAGAGACCACGGGCAGCACUGAGUGUAUCUCCACAGAGCUGGCUGACUGAAGGAGACUCAGUAACUCUAAGCUGUGAGGUUACAGACUCCUCUACAGACUGGACAUUCAGCUGGUACACAACUGUUCCCUACAGAGACGGCUUAACUCAAAUAAAAAAUAAUCGUGGCUAUAGCAUGUAUGUGGAGCUCCUCUCAGACAGCAGCAGAGGAUCUGGAGGCUCCUACACUCUCAGUCCUGCUGCUCUUCAUCACACAGGAGUUUAUAUGUGCAGAGGAGAGAGAGGAGAACCAGCCUUUCACACACAGUACAGCAAUCCACAGCCACUAUGGAUCACUGGUGAAUCUCCUCCAUUCUCUCUGAUCAUCAAUCCCAACAGAACUCAACACUUUAGUCAUGACUCUCUCUCACUGAGCUGUGAAGACCAGAGUAACUCUACUGGACGGACAGUGAGACGAUGCACACACAGUGAGAGAGUGUUAGAUUGUUCAUGGUGGGGAUCAGUUACAGGAUCUACAUGUAAAAUCAGCUUCCUCUCCACAUCACACACUGGAGUUUACUGGUGUGAGUCUGAAUCUGGAGAAAACAGUAAUCUUGUCAAUAUCACAGUGCAUGAUGGUGAUGUGAUCCUGGAGAGUCCUGUCCAUCCUGUGACUGAGGGACAUCCUCUGACUCUACGCUGUUUAUAUCGCAACACAAAGCCCUUAAACCUCCGAGCUGAUUUCUAUAAAGAUGGAUCAGUUCUCCAGACACAGACUACAGGAGAGAUGAUCAUCCAAACUGUCUCAAAGUCAGAUGAAGGUUUCUACCACUGUAAACACCCAGAGAGAGGAGAGUCACUGAAAAGCUGGCUCUCAGUCAGACGUGAGAAACCUUCCUCAGUUUCAGAUUCUGGAUCAGGUGGUGGAACAGCAGGAGCGGCUGUGGGUUUGGGAUUUUUGUUCAUCGCUUUGCUGAUCUUAAUGAUCCUGCUGUGGUCCUACAAAAGAAAAAAAGGAAAGCAGCAGAAAACCAAUCAGACAUCAGAGCAGAAUCAGAGCCGGUCAGGAGCUGAAGACUCUCAGUCAGGACACACAACACUUCAGGCUGUAGAAAGUGAACACAUUUAUGCCACUGUGGAUCAGGCAGAUACGAGUGGAACAGGUGAAGCUGCAGCUGAGAGUGAAGCCACUUACUCUCAGGUCACGAAGAAAAAGAAGACAAAUCGGAAGAAUGGUGCUGAUGCUGAACCUGGUGUUAGUGAUGUGACUUAUGCUGAGAUUCAACUAAAACCAAUGAAAAAAGCUAAAAGAAUGAAAGAGAAAUCCAGUAUGGGUGAUGAUAUUGUCUACUCAGAGCUGCACCAGAACAUUGAGUGAGCCAUGUGUCUUUUUACACUGAUGAAGCUACAGUCAUCAGACAGAUAACUGGAGAACCGUGAAUCGUGUUUGUCUUCUGUUUUUCCUAAAAUGCUCAGCUGUUGAACUUUUAAAUUGCUAUAUUCUAAGCUUGGAUGAUGCCAAACCUGGCAGCUGCUCUGAGAACUUGCUCACAUCAUGCAUUCACUGAUGUACCCUGAAGAUAUGUGUAAAUAACAGAAGAUCAGGUCAUGGAUCAAGUCAUUUUGAGGAGUCUAAUGCCCCACCCCCCAACACUCAGCUUCCUUGCCCUUAUCGGGAUGACAUCCCGGGAGAGUGUGAUCUUGCCUAAGAGGCUUUACUGAUCAAAGAAGUUCUUCACUCAUAUGCUCCUUGUUUUCUGAGGUACAACCCCAGUAAACCAGAGAAGGCGGAGAACUCUGGAAUAGUGUUUCAAUCUCUGCGAUCUCUAUGCAAUCUCUGUGCAAUCUCUAUAUGUGUUUUUAAAUCCAGAUUUUUUUAUGAAGUUACUUGUUAGUCAUAGUCCAUAUUUAUCUUGUUAAAUAUACUUCAUGGUUAGUAGUAGCAUAUAUUUAUAAUUAAGUCAUUACAGUUUUUCACAAUUACUAACAGGCAGUCUUUGGUUCCAAGUGUACUUUUUAGGAAUUUGUUAGAAUAACAGUGCUUUAUGUGGAACAAACAAUAGAAUGAACUGCAGUGAGUUUGGGUGUAAACAAUUAUCACCCCUGGUGAGUAAACUGAUAUACAGUAUAAAGUAUAUAGUAUACACUAUAUGGUCAAAAGUUUGUGGACACCUGACCAUCACACCCAUAUGUGGUUCUUCUCCAAACUGUUGCCACAAAGUUUGAAGCACACAAUUGUAUGGGAUAUCUUUGUAUGCUGUAGCAUUACAAUUUCCUUUCACUGGAACUAAGGGGUCUAGUCCAAAUCGGUUUCAGCAUGACAGUCCCCCUGUGCACAAAGUGAGCUCCAUGAAGCUAUGGUUUGCCAAAGUUGGAGUGGAAGAAAUCGAGUGACCUGCACAGAACACUGACCUCAACCCCACUGAACACCUUUGGGAUGAGCAGGAAUGCAGACUACACACCAGGCCUCCUCGCUCGACAUCAGUGCCUGACCUCACUAAUGCUCUUGUGGCUGAAUGAACACAAAUCCCCACAGCCACGCUCCAAAAUCUAGUGGAAAGCCUUCCCAGAAGAGUGGAGGUUAUUAUAACAACAAAGGGGGAAUAAAUCUGGAAAGGGACGUUCAACAAGCAUAUACGGGUGUAAUGGUCAGGUGUCCCAAUACUUUUGUCCAUAUAGUGCAUAUUUGGGUUGGAGAUAUUCUGAUGAAACUAACAUCAAGAUCCAAGCCAUUUUUGAGCAUAUAAAUAUGCAAAAUCUUUAUUUAAAGAAUUUUGGGUAUUGCUUUAAUGAUGCAAUUUAUAUCACAAAAUAGCUUUAAAAUUACUCUGUAUAGCUCGCAAUGAGAUCACAACACAAACUCUGGGUUUUGCUCAGCAAAUUGCUUACUUAUUUAAUAAUGCAUUUACCCAUGUAGUUAAUGGGCAAUUAUUAUUAUUUCCUCUCUUUUUUCAUUAUCCUUUUAUAUUAACAUUUUCAUCUGUCCAUUUUAA
Messenger RNA from Pangasianodon hypophthalmus (striped catfish), 3957 nucleotides. RefSeq names its product leukocyte immunoglobulin-like receptor subfamily B member 2. The record is from RefSeq and is a predicted model, not a curated record. Bases 87 to 2342 code for a protein of 751 amino acids. The transcript has 15 exons. Gene Ontology annotation, biological process: cell surface receptor signaling pathway. Lineage: Eukaryota; Metazoa; Chordata; Actinopteri; Siluriformes; Pangasiidae. Gene Ontology annotation, molecular function: transmembrane signaling receptor activity.